AUUGUGUCGUUCGUCGGGAACAUUCUGGAUGGUGCUCGAAAUAUUGAUCGUUUUCGCGUCGUUUCGGGAUUCUACUCCGUUUGAUAUAAAAGCGCUCGGGUUUCGCGGCAAAGUCAGUAAGUUUUAAAUAAGUGUCGAACACAGUUGAGUUUUUUCGACGCAAAGCGAGACAACAAAGUUUUCUAGCAAAAAUGGUGAAAAAAUCUCCUGCAGUGGGUAUUGAUUUGGGUACCACAUAUUCGUGUGUUGGUGUCUGGCAACAUGGAAAAGUGGAAAUCAUCGCCAACGACCAAGGAAACCGCACAACCCCCAGUUAUGUUGCUUUUACAGACACCGAGCGUCUACUUGGAGACGCCGCAAAGAACCAAGUUGCCAUGAACCCAUCUAACACUGUCUUCGACGCAAAACGACUAAUUGGACGCAAAUUCGAUGAUCCCAAGAUCCAACAAGACAUCAAACAUUGGCCGUUUAAAGUCGUCAACGACCAUGGAAAACCAAAACUCCAAGUGGAACACAAGGGCGAAACUAAAACGUUCGCACCUGAAGAAAUCAGCUCCAUGGUUUUAACAAAAAUGAAGGAAACUGCAGAGGCGUAUCUUGGAACAACUGUAAAAGAUGCUGUUGUUACCGUUCCAGCCUACUUCAACGAUUCCCAAAGGCAAGCCACUAAAGACGCUGGAGUGAUUGCUGGUCUAAAUGUAAUGAGAAUUAUUAACGAACCUACCGCAGCUGCCCUUGCUUAUGGCCUGGACAAGAAUCUAAAGGGCGAAAAGAACGUCCUGAUUUUCGAUCUUGGAGGCGGAACUUUCGAUGUGUCCAUCCUAACUAUUGAUGAAGGUUCACUAUUCGAGGUAAAAUCGACGGCAGGCGACACCCAUCUUGGAGGUGAAGACUUCGACAACCGUCUAGUCAAUCACUUCGCCGAUGAAUUUUUGAGAAAAUUCAAAAAAGACCUCCGCAGCAACCCAAGAGCAAUUAGAAGAUUGAGAACAGCAGCUGAGCGGGCAAAACGAACUUUGUCCUCCAGCACCGAAGCCACUCUGGAAAUUGAUGCUCUAUUCGAAGGGGUGGACUUCUACACUAAAAUCUCCCGAGCCAGAUUCGAAGAAUUGAAUUCCGAUCUGUUCAGAGGAACUUUACAGCCGGUUGAAAAGGCACUUAAGGAUGCCAAAAUGGAUAAAGGCUCUGUGGAUGACAUUGUUCUAGUGGGAGGCUCUACCAGGAUUCCGAAAAUUCAACAGCUGCUGCAAAACUUCUUUAGCGGCAAACCGUUAAACCUCAGCAUCAACCCUGAUGAGGCUGUAGCCUAUGGGGCUGCCGUGCAAGCUGCAGUUUUGAAUGGAGAAACUGACUCGAAGAUUCAGGAUGUGUUGCUUGUAGAUGUAGCGCCGCUGUCUUUGGGUAUUGAAACAGCCGGAGGCGUAAUGACGAAGAUCAUCGAAAGAAAUUCGAGAAUUCCAUGCAAGCAGACCCAGACGUUCACCACCUACUCCGACAACCAACCGGCUGUAACCAUUCAAGUAUUUGAGGGCGAAAGAGCCAUGACCAAAGACAACAAUCUCUUGGGCACGUUCGACCUAACUGGCAUUCCUCCGGCCCCUCGUGGUGUUCCUAAAAUCGAAGUUACCUUCGAUAUGGACGCUAAUGGCAUCCUAAAUGUUUCUGCGAAAGAUAACAGUUCAGGCAGAGAAAGAAACAUCACCAUCAAGAAUGAUAAGGGCCGACUAUCUCAAGCCGAUAUCGACAGGAUGCUUUCUGAGGCCGACCGAUACAAGGACGAAGAUGAAAAACAGAGGCAAAAAGUGGCUGCACGCAACUCUUUGGAAUCCUACAUCUUCCAAGUCAAGCAAGCUGCUCAAGAGUGUGGCGAUAAAUUAAGCUCAGACGAUAAAGCAACAGUUGAACGGGAGUGUUCUGAAGCCCUCAAAUGGCUGGACAGCAACACUUUGGCGGAAAAAGAGGAGUUUGAAGACAAGCAGAAGGAGUUGCAGAGGUUAUGCAGCCCAAUUAUGAGCAAACUGUAUGGAGGAGGAGCGCAAGCUCCACAUGGAGGUUUCCCAGGAGGACCGCAACAGGCUAAUGGAGGGCCUAAAGUAGAAGAGGUUGAUUAAAGCCAAUUCUAAUGCAUUUAAUUACAUUUUCAUAUAGUAUUUUUAUAUUCCUCAGUAUAUUACCGUUAUUCUCUUAAUACUCAUAAAUAUGUCGGUUUAUUGCUUACUGAGAGCUUGUAGGCAUUAUUAAUGUUAACUAAUGUGUAGUAAAACUUACAUAAAUGUUAUGAAAAAUAAAGUAUAUUUGUUGCUUAA
This is a messenger RNA of Dendroctonus ponderosae (mountain pine beetle), 2306 nucleotides long. RefSeq names its product heat shock protein 68. Bases 192 to 2111 code for a protein of 639 amino acids. Gene Ontology annotation, cellular component: cytoplasm. NCBI's taxonomy places the organism in Eukaryota, Metazoa, Arthropoda, Insecta, Coleoptera, Curculionidae. The record is from RefSeq and is a predicted model, not a curated record. Gene Ontology annotation, molecular function: ATP-dependent protein folding chaperone; heat shock protein binding; ATP binding. Gene Ontology annotation, biological process: cellular response to unfolded protein; protein refolding. The transcript has a single exon.